This is a messenger RNA of Solenopsis invicta (red fire ant), 2888 nucleotides long. Its product is annotated as collagen alpha-1(I) chain. NCBI's taxonomy places the organism in Eukaryota, Metazoa, Arthropoda, Insecta, Hymenoptera, Formicidae. The transcript is spliced from 4 exons. Gene Ontology annotation, cellular component: extracellular region. The record is from RefSeq and is a predicted model, not a curated record. Bases 174 to 2639 code for a protein of 821 amino acids. Gene Ontology annotation, molecular function: chitin binding.
UCAUCCCUGGUGGGGGCGUAUCAGCACUUGGGGUGCUACCCACGGAUAUAUAUGCCGAUGAAGUUACUUCCACCAUCAGUCACUGUCUUGACUUACCUCAGCACUGCGGUGUGUUUUAUACCUACGGAUCGGUUGGAUUCGCCCACUCCUUGAGGGUGCUUGCGCCAGCAAAAAUGCGGCUACGCUUGCUCUGGAUCGCUUUGCUGGCUGUUACAGCUCAGGCUGACGAGGGAUAUAAUUAUCCUAGACCGGCAAAUCCGCUUAUACCAGGUACUUCGGGAGGAGAAGCCGGCACAAGACCAGGCUAUCCAUCUGGUCCAGGUACACCUGGAGGUCCGGUAGGACCAGGAGCUCCUGGUGGACAACCUGGUGGAAGGCCAAGUGGUCCAGGUUAUCCAUCAGGACCAACAGGAUUUCCAGGACGUCCAGGUGCUCAACCAGGAGGACAACAGCCUAGCUUUCCGGGUCAAGGACCUUCCAAUGGAUAUCCUAGGGAACGACCAUCAAUUCCGUUUCCGGGCGGUGAACCAACGGGAAGACCAGCAGCGGGUCCUGGUGCACCAAGUGGACCAAGUGGACGACCAGAGGGGUUUCCAACAGGACCGAGCGGUGGAUACCCUAGUGGUAGACCUGGUGGACAAGCCCCAGGUGGGUUUCCAGGUGGACAAAGACCUGGAUACCCGAAUGGUGGACCCAGUCAAGGAAAACCGGAAGGUCCUGGAUAUCCUAGUGGUCGACCGAAUGGACAAGGGCCAAGCGGAGGUUAUCCCGGCGGACAAGCUCCUGGCGGUUAUCCCGGUGGGGCACAGAAGCCAAGUGGUCCGGGAACUCAAUAUCCUAGUGGAGGGCCAGGAGCUGGCUAUCCUGGAGGUACUCAAAGACCUGGUGGUGGUCCAGGUCCUCAGGGACCAGGAGGAUACCCGGGAGCAGGACCUGGAGGUCCUGGAGGUCAGCAAGGCCCAAGUGGACCAUCUACCAACGGCUAUCCUAGUACUAGACCAGGAACACAAAGACCAGGAGGCUACCCGAGUGGUCCAGGCCCGCAAGGACCAGAAGGAUAUCCAAGCGGACCAGGAGCACAACGACCAGGAGGUUAUCCGAGUGGCCCACAAGGACCAGGAGGAGUUCCAGGUAGACCAGGAACGCAAGGACCAGGAGGAUUCCCAGGUGGACCAGGCCCGCAAGGACCGGGAGGAUUUCCAGGUGGAUCAGGCCCGCAAGGGACGGGAGGAUUCCCAGGUGGACCAGGCCCGCAAGGACCAGGAGGAUUCCCAGGUGGACCAGGCCCGCAAGGGCCGGGAGGAUUUCCAAGUGGACCAGGCCAGCAAAGGCCGGGAGGAUUCCCAGGUACUGGUCAUCCAGUAGGUCCUGGCGGACCUGGAGAAUACACGCAUGAAGAUGAUGGAUCAUAUGACGAAGGUGAUUAUUCAGCUAUUCCUGGCGAACCUGGUACCGAUUAUCCUAUAUAUAGUGAAAUUCCGGAGACCAGUUUCCGCUGCGAUGCCCAACAAUUCCCUGGUUAUUAUGCUGACGUGGAAGCCCAGUGCCAAGUUUUUCACAUAUGUGCCAACAAUAAGACUUACGAUUUCCUUUGUCCAAACGGAACAAUUUUCCAUCAACAAUUUUUCGUUUGUGUAUGGUGGAAUCAAUUCGACUGUAACUCUGCACCAAGCCUUUAUUAUUUAAAUGAAAAUCUUUAUGACUAUACUAUAAUGGGAGCACCAGCUCAAGGACCUUCAGGACCUGCGGGACCUGGUACUUAUCCAGGAGGUCCAGGAGGUCCAGGCGGUCCUGGUGGCCCAAGUGGUCCAAGUUAUCCAGGAGGUCCACAACGUCCUGGUGGUCCAGGAGGGCCUCAAGGCCCGUCAGGACCAAGUGGUUAUCCAGGAGGACCUCAAGGUCCAUCAGGCCCUCAAGGUCCGUCAGGGCCACUAGGUCCAUCAGGCCCUCAAGGUCCCUCAGGACCUCAAGGUCCGUCAGGACCAAACGGUUAUCCAGGGAGACCUUCAGGUCCAUCAGGACCGAGUAGUUAUCCGGGUGGUCCUCAAGGACCAAUGGGUCCAAGUGGUCCAAACGGCUUUCCUGGACGACCAGGAGGAGUUCCAUCCGGUCCGGGACCACAAGGUCCAUCUGGGCGACCUGGACCUGGAUAUUUAAAUCCGCCGGCAGGACCGUCCGGACCUACUUAUCCAGGAGGUCCAGGUGCUCCUAGUGGCCCUAGUGGUCCAAGUUAUCCAGGAGGUCCGCAACGUCCUGGUGGUCCAGGACCUCAAGGACCAAGCGGUCCAGGAUAUCCUGGAAGACCUCAAGGACCAUCUGGCCCUUCUGGACCGUCGACGAGACCUCAAGGACCUAGUCCAGGUUAUCCUAGUGGACCAUCUCCAGGAUUUCCAGGACAACCUCAGGGACCCACUGGUCCGCAGGGUCCAAGCGGCUUCCCGGGUACACCGGGUGGUCGUCCGCAAGGCCCUGGUGGCCCAGGUGGAUAUCCCAGUGGUAGACCAAGCGGCCCAUCGUUUCCAAGUGGACCUUCUGGACCAGGAGGUAUUCCUGGGAAACCUGGGGAGAUGGGUUCGCCGUUCCCGCCGCAAGGUCCUGCGAAGCCAGAUCGUGAGUACUUGCCUCCGCGGGUUGGAUAAAUAUGAAGCUAAACUUUCAAUCGGCAUCUAAUGAUGAUUCCCACCAUUGUUAAUGCCGAAUGACACGUGUAAAUACGAGCCUCUAUUGCGUAAUCUAAGUGAUAUUGAUUAUUCGUAUUGCAUUCCCUUUAUGUAUAAGAAAUUUGAUUACUCUGCUUUACAGUUACCAUCCUUUACUCAUCCUUUCUGGGGUUUCCACGUUUGUAAUUGAUGCAGUUUACAUUGUCGCUUGUAUGUAUUUUUGAUUAG